Molecule: messenger RNA, 1953 nt
Organism: Pseudozyma flocculosa PF-1
Lineage: Eukaryota; Fungi; Basidiomycota; Ustilaginomycetes; Ustilaginales; Ustilaginaceae
Exons: 1
Coding region: 1-1953 (650 amino acids)
Source: RefSeq, a predicted model, not a curated record
AUGGCAAAGGCGGUUCCCAGCCCUCCUCUCACUUCGACACGCUCACUCAGCCUCGUCGAAGCAGACGAAACCGCCCGUCCAACGACGCAAGCCAGCGCUUUCGAGCAGGACAUUACAGUCCAAGGGCUUGUCAUCGCACAAGACUGCUUACAGAUCGCACCGCCAGCUGACGGCUCGCAUCGGGACCGUACUGCCUUACUUCCAGAAGAUUUGUCGGCGCUUGACCCAGCAACAGGGUUCGGGAGAGGCAAGAUCAGGACGUGCUUCGCGAUGGGAGCCGAACGAGGGCCAGCCGACAGCAUCAAAGGCCUUGAGCAUCGCAGAACCACUUCAGAUUUCUUCGACGCCCACAAAGCCACAGGGCGGACACCGCCGCGAGCCCCCCUGCCACGGGCCAUCCAGCCGGUAACGUUGGCUCACCAACAGCUCCGAACAGACGGCCGAGACGAAGAUGACGGUGACGAUGAUGACGAGGACCACGCGGAGCGAGCCAUUGAAGCCGCUCUCAUACGAUUCCAGUGGAUCCCCGAGGCCCGGCGUGCCCUGAGGGGGCCCGGCCUUGGCAGCCUCGCUAUUCCCACCAGCGACACUGUCGAGAUGCUCUGUUCACCCGUCUUGGGCCCUGCGUCCAAGAAGCCAGGCCAUGGAAGAGGCAUUUCAGGCAGCAAGUCUCUACGCGGGCGAUCCAAAUCUAGCGCCUCGAGCCUUAGGGACGUCUUUACCGAUGCGGAGGCAGAGAGCGGCCGAAGAUCGACAGACCGCCGUCGUACCGGCACAGGCACCCGUGCAUCUUCACAAGGAGCGAAGGAUGGCGAAAAGGUGACCAUCCCCUCGCUCCUCUCGACCGAGAGCUUGGACCUCAGCCAGUUCAACUUUCCUCCGCCGCCAAAGACGCUUCGAGAACGCCACUCGCACGGAUCCCUCCGCGCGGCCGCAGCAGCCGGCGGGCAGAUCAGGCAUCGGUUGGCGUACCCCACAGAGCCCUCUCCACCGCUGCGGAUAGCCCCGUUGCCGCCACUGCUGCCAGCGAGGUCGCCUUUGCGCGAGAGACGGUCCAAACCUCCCCUGCACCUCGCGCUUGUCGGAAAGACGACCUCGACGACGGCGACGUCGUCGUCAUCGUCGCGAAAGCAUUCCCUGCCGAGCCCGGACCUGUCCAAGGCACUGCAUGUCGCAUCGCCGUUCUCGCCACCUCCGUGUCCACCGCCAGCGACGCCGCUGCCCGAUUUGCCUACCCCGGGCUCGGAGGACGGUGGCUGCUUUCCAGGCGCCCUGCUGCGUAGCACUGUCCAUUCGCGCAAAGGCUCUGCCGCCUCCGCUCCGACCGCAUCACGCCGCUCGUCCGACGCCAGCGACACCCACCACGGAGUUGCCCCUGCCAUCACCGCCAUCAAGGGGCUACCGCAACUGCACAAGCGGUCGUUUGUGCGGGCGCACUCCGCAUCGCCGUCGAUUCCUAAGCCUCGUGCAUCUAGUGCAGGGCGGGGCGAAGCUCGAGCGACUGGGGGUACCGUCCCAGACACGCCCCCUUGGACAGGCGCGAAGGAUGCUUUCAACGUCGUGGCCGCGUCCUUGCAAGCCAACACGACGUCGAUGACGGGCUACCAGCACGUCAGCUCAGACGACUUUUUCCGGAUGCUGGACGCUGCGCCGCCUCUAUCGCCGCCCCCCUCGGCUCGCAACUCGUCGCAGCGGCCAUCGGAUCGGGCCAAGCUGGCCAACCUCGUCGAGUGCUUGAGCCCUUCGAUGGAAUCCAGCGACGGCGUUUUCGCGGAGCGACAAGCAUCGUCGGGGCAGGGUGGCUUCGGCAUGGUCCGCGUCUCGACUGAGCCCCUGGGCCCCGCCCGCUCGCAUGCUGCCGAAGUCGCGUCAAGCCAUCGCCUUUCGCAUCCCGCAGACCUGCCGAUGGGAAUCGAAGGAGGUGACAGGGUCGUUUACGGUCUCGCUCUCUAG